GUCGCUUUAAGAAAGGAGUAGCUGUAAUCUGAAGCCUGCUGGACGCUGGGUUGGGAGGCAACUAAACAGCUCCACUGCUUGCUGGAGCCCCUCAGAGUACAGGCUGAGAGGGACCCAGGCUGAGAGUGGAGCUGCAGCAAGUCACAGCCCCGGGAUGCAGGUCCUUGUGCUACUCCUCUGGAUGGGAGCCCUGCUUGGGUACGGCAACAGCCAGAAUGUUGCCAACAACCCUGAGGGCUCCCCAGCUGCCCCUGACAGCACAGGGGAACCAGUGGAGGAGGAGGAUCCCUUCUUCAAGGUCCCUGUCAACAAGCUGGCAGCUGCCGUUUCCAACUUUGGCUAUGACCUGUACCGCAUGAGAUCCAGUGCAAGCCCCGCUGCCAAUGUGCUGCUGUCUCCACUCAGUGUGGCCACGGCCCUCUCUGCCCUUUCGCUGGGUGCUGAACAGCGGACAGAAUCCGUCAUUCACCGGGCUCUCUACUAUGACUUGAUCAGUAACCCUGACAUCCACGGCACCUACAAGGAACUCCUUGCCACCGUUACUGCCCCUGAGAAGAACCUCAAGAGUGCUUCCCGAAUUGUGUUUGAGAGGAAGCUGCGGAUAAAAUCCAGCUUUGUUGCACCACUGGAGAAAUCAUAUGGGACCAGACCCAGGAUCCUGACUGGCAACCCUCGCAUGGACCUUCAGGAGAUUAACAACUGGGUACAGGCCCAGAUGAAAGGGAAAAUUGCCAGGUCCACAAGGGAAAUGCCUAGUGAUGUCAGCAUCCUCCUCCUCGGUGUGGCUUACUUCAAGGGGCAGUGGGUAACAAAGUUUGACUCUAGAGAGACAUCCCUCCAGGAUUUCCACUUGGAUGAGGAGAGGACUGCGAAAGUCCCCAUGAUGUCAGACCCCAAAGCCAUUUUACGUUAUGGCCUGGAUUCUGAUCUCAACUGCAAGAUUGCCCAGCUGCUCUUGACCGGAAGUAUGAGUAUCAUCUUCUUCCUGCCCCUGACAGCGACCCAGAACUUGACCAUGAUAGAAGAGAGCCUCACCUCUGAGUUCAUUCAUGACAUAGACCGAGAACUGAAGACUGUUCAAGCUGUCCUGACCAUCCCCAAGCUGAAGCUGAGUUAUGAAGGCCAAGUUACCAAGUCCCUGCAGGAGAUGAAGCUACAAUCAUUGUUUGAGUCACCCGAUUUCAGCAAGAUCACAGGCAAACCCGUGAAGCUCACUGAAGUGGAACAUAGGGCUGGUUUUGAGUGGAAUGAGGAGGGGGCAGGAAACAGCCCCAACCCAAGCCUCCAGCCUGCUCGCCUUACCUUUCCCCUUGACUAUCAUCUUAACCGACCUUUCAUCUUUGUCCUGAGGGACACGGACACAGGAGCCCUUCUCUUCAUAGGCAAAAUUCUAGACCCUAGGGGCACUUAAUGCUCCAUCUUAAUAGUCCAGUGCUUAGGAAACUCUAGAGGAUGACAGAUUUUAUAGUCCAGGAAGGCUGCUUUUAUAGUUUCAGUGUAUCCUUUGCAAUAAAGAGCUUUUCCUUAA
Messenger RNA from Nannospalax galili (Upper Galilee mountains blind mole rat), 1528 nucleotides. It is a transcript of the gene Serpinf1, whose product is annotated as serpin family F member 1. NCBI's taxonomy places the organism in Eukaryota, Metazoa, Chordata, Mammalia, Rodentia, Spalacidae. The transcript has 8 exons. The record is from RefSeq and is a predicted model, not a curated record. Gene Ontology annotation, biological process: negative regulation of endopeptidase activity; positive regulation of neurogenesis; negative regulation of angiogenesis. Gene Ontology annotation, molecular function: serine-type endopeptidase inhibitor activity. Bases 155 to 1411 code for a protein of 418 amino acids.